AUGUCAACCCUCACACCUGCCAUGGACUCCCCUAUUGCCAUGCCAGAAACGAAGAAACGGCCGCGGCGAGGUCGCAAGGCAAACAAGCCCGAUAUCAAGCCCAAGAAAGGCUUAUUGCUGGACGAACUAGGUGAUACGCUCGUAAACCAGCUUUGUGCUCCUCCGAAACUCGAUGACCCUCUCAACGUUUCGUGCGGGUCGGUCGCCGACCACCUGCGCAGCAAUCUCACAGCAGCCCUGACAACACCCUCGUGUACCAGCUCGAGUAGCAGCAGCCGCACCCUGACGGGAUUCGACACCACGCCGCCCACGAGCUUGGACAGUCGCGAGAUCCCCGAGCUGCCCAGUUCGACUUCACUCACUCAGGCCAAGCAUUCUCCAGCCAGUGACGGUUCUUCCCAUACCAAGUACGUCGACUCAGAGCAUGCAAGCGUGUUCAGCCUAGACGACUUCUCCACGAUGACCGCCAUCGAGGGUCUCGCCGCACACUACGGUCGGGUGGCGCACAUGGGCAUUCUUGACCGCAGCUACCGGUUCUUCGUGAACAAGAAACGCACUGCCGCACUGUCGUUCAAAGUGCAAAACGGCGUGGCGAUCGUGGGUGGCGACCCGCUCUGCGAGCCCGAUGCCGUCGCCGGGCUCUUAGCCGAGUUCGCCGCAUACCGACGACGACACCUGUGGGGAAUUGCAUUCAUGGGUGCGAGCGAGUCCUUUGUGCGCGACGUCGCUCAACCCCAGGGCUGGACGACCAUCCGCUUCGGCACAGAGCGAGUGCUCGACCCGCAGACAAACGAGGUAUUGCUCGAGCGUGGCGGGAAACGCAUCGCCGUGCAGAACCGCCAGUUGCUGCACCCUGACAAGGGCGGCAUCUCGCUCGGCGUCUAUGCGCCCACCAUCCACGGCACCGACCCGCAGCUGCAGGCCGAUCUAGUCGCCAUCUACGACGCCUGGCGCACCGAGCGCAACUGCUCUGCCUCCCCGCAGGCCUUCAUCACCGUCUAUGACCCCUUCGCCCUCCCCGCCCUCAUGACCUUUGUAUAUACUCGUGGCCCGGACGGCCAGGUCAAUGGUUUGGCGGCGCUGCGUCGUCUCGCCGGCGCCGGCUACCACGUCGAUCCCUGCAUCGCCGCCCCGGGCAGCCCCAAGGGAAUCAGCGAUCUGCUGCUCGUCGCGGCGAUGGCGCUCCUGAACCGCACCGGCGUCUCAUAUCUGGGUUUCGGCUUCGAGCCGCUGCAAGUACUGGCUGCCACUGAUACCUCUGGCAUGCCGGGUCCAUUGGCCAACCUCACGAGUGACCUGUACGCCCAUGCGUUCCGCCGUCUCCCCAUUCGGGGUAAGAAGGCGUACCACGACAAAUUCCGUCCGGAUCCCGCCCAGGACUCGGGUCUUUAUAUUGUCUUUCCUGGUGGAUUCCCUGGUCCGCGUCAUCUGCUAGCAAUGGCGCAUAUUGCCAAUAUUAGCUUGCGCAAGGUCUUCUGGACGGAUGUUCGCUCUUGGGCGUUGCGUCGCAAAGCCCAAGCUUCGACGGAGGGCACUGCGGACCCGCCAGAUCGCAAAGAUCAGACAUCUGCAAGCUGA
Molecule: messenger RNA, 1578 nt
Organism: Penicillium alfredii
Lineage: Eukaryota; Fungi; Ascomycota; Eurotiomycetes; Eurotiales; Aspergillaceae
Gene: ergS
Product: protein ergS
Exons: 1
Coding region: 1-1578 (525 amino acids)
Biological process (GO): phospholipid homeostasis
Molecular function (GO): aminoacyltransferase activity
Source: RefSeq, a predicted model, not a curated record